Messenger RNA from Hepatospora eriocheir, 282 nucleotides. NCBI's taxonomy places the organism in Eukaryota, Fungi, Microsporidia, Hepatosporidae. The record is from the annotation of a GenBank genome assembly.
AUGAUUUUUACAAUAAAAGAUUCUUUAAUAAUAAAUAAAUCAAUAUUAAGUCAAUUAAAUAAUAAAGAGAAUAAAGAAAACAAUUUUCUAUUAAAAGUAAUAGUAGAAAAUACAAAUAAAGAAUUAUCAGUAAUUUAUUUAAUUGAUACUAAACUGUUGGGUGUAGGUAGUAUAAUAGAAAUAAAAGAAUUGAAUUCUAAUAAAAUUUAUUAUGAUUUUAAAUUAAUAAAGAAAAUUGAAUAUCAGCAAAAUACAAAAAUAUUAACUACCCAUUUUAAAUAA